This is a messenger RNA of Amblyraja radiata (thorny skate), 2831 nucleotides long. Its product is annotated as alpha-2,8-sialyltransferase 8F-like. NCBI's taxonomy places the organism in Eukaryota, Metazoa, Chordata, Chondrichthyes, Rajiformes, Rajidae. The record is from RefSeq and is a predicted model, not a curated record. Gene Ontology annotation, biological process: oligosaccharide metabolic process; N-glycan processing. The transcript has 7 exons. The coding region runs from base 361 to 1449 and encodes 362 amino acids. Gene Ontology annotation, molecular function: alpha-N-acetylneuraminate alpha-2,8-sialyltransferase activity.
GGAGUGUUGGGGCUCUGAACAAUGCAAUGGCAAAAAGCAAUUUGAAAGUAGACUGGCGAUUUAUACCGGCGCGCAGGGCAUUGCUUGCACUUGAUUUUAAUAUCAUUUAGUAACUUUUAUCCUACCACCUGCAAAAAUAAUAUGCCGCUGUGAAUCGAGAAGGAAGAGGAAAUCCAGAAUACGAACGCAUCGAUGAUAUGAAACUAACAGGAUGCGUGACAUGUGUGAUAGAGGGUGGAGCUCGCGGGCGGGAUCACUUGAGGAUUUCGACUUUAAAGCUACACCUAUGUCUCAGUCAAGUCCUGAAAACUACAAGCGUUGAGUUACCAGUUCCUUUAUCUGUUCUUUGAAGGACCAGACAUGAAGCCUAAGAUGUUAUAUGCCUUUAUUGUGCUAAUGUCUAUAUUUUUUUUCGGAUACAUCUCCUGGAUGGGAAAAGGGAAGACAAAUUAUCACAGAAUAAAAAAACAGAAGUUGACCAAUCUGAAGGAACCAAAUUCAACAGAAUGUCGGAAGGUGGCCAAAACUCUUGUUGCUAAACCCAAAAGGUUUGCUGAGAAGGAUUAUAUUGAUCUGUUCAAGGUACUUCAGAAAUGUAGAUGGGUAAGGAACAAAAAAGAGCACAAGAAUUUGAGGUCACAGUUGGAGAAAUGUUGCAAUGCAUCUCAAAAUUUUAUUGUUACACAAGAAAAUUCACCAUUGGAAACAAACUUCAGUUAUUAUGCAGAAACUAAAAGAAUUUUUAAAGUUACACCAGAUGUUGUAGAUUUAUUUCCUAAGACAAUACCAUUUAAACAACACAAAUAUAAGACCUGCUCCGUUGUUGGAAAUGCAGGAAUUUUAAUUAACAGUAGCUGCGGAGCUGAAGUAAAUCGCGCUGACUUUGUAUUCAGGUGCAAUCUUCCCCCUCUCACAGAUUAUGAAAAUGACGUGGGUACGAAAACAGACAUCGUGACAUGCAAUCCAACCAUCUUAAUAAAAAGGUUUCAAAAACUUGAUUUAAGGAGAAAACCAUUUAUGGACCAUUUGUCAGCAUAUAAAGAUGCAUUUAUUAUGUUGCCUGCAUUUGCUUAUUCAUUCUGUACUCAACUUUCAUUCAAAGUUCUUUAUACUCUGCAAGAUUUUGGAACAAAUCAGCAUGCAGUGUUUUUAAAUCCUUCAUAUGUAAGAUCCAUUGUUCAAUUCUGGAAAGGUGAAGAUGUAAAGGAGACUCAUCUUUCUACUGGUUUCAUAAUAUUAAGUGCAGCAUUGGAAAUGUGUGAAGAAGUUCGCUUAUAUGGAUUCUGGCCCUUCUCCAAUGAUGUGCAAGGGAAAACGUUCUUCCACCAUUACUACGACAAUAUGUUGCCGUCAAAAGCUCACUCAAUGCCUGUUGAGUUUUUCAAACUUAUGCAGCUUCACACAAAAGGAAUUGUCAAACUGCAAGUUGGUAACUGUGAAGAAGUAUGAGAUCAGUAAACUUGGAAAAUACAAAUCUUAUUAUUUUGAGAUUGCAAAGUAAAAAACUGCAAAAGGUGGAAAUAUGAAAUAAAACCUAAAACUUAGCAACUCAGGCAAUAUCUAUGGACUGAGAAACGAAAGGUCAUCGAACCUGAUUCUUUCCCCUUUGAUUUUCCAAGUUAUCACUUGCAGGUGAUAGAAGGUAUUAUCUGCAUAAUCUGAUUUCAUUUUGGUUGUUUUUGGGUUGAGGGGUGAGAUUCAGCUUUAAAACGUGGAUUAUGUGUAUUUUUUUCAUGUGCUUUUGCAGAUCAGUGUUUGAGAAUGAAUGUUGAGAGACUGGAUGCUAGUAAUCGGAAUUAUGCAUCAACAGACUUUUUGACAGCCUUGAAAGUAGGAACCAUAAGGGUUCAAGACUAAUUUUCUGUCUGGAUUUUCAAAGAAAUUAUCCAGUUUUAUAUUUAUAUGGAACCAGUGAGAGACUUGCUUCUGGAGUAGAGAUCCUAUUACCUUUUCUCCAGGCAUGCUAUUUUCCAAAUAUCACAUGCAAUCUCCUCAGAAGCAAGUUAUAUGUAAGUGCUUUAAGGGGAUGGGUGCUUAUCAGUAGGAUAAUGAUUAGGUGAGAUUCUUCUGUCUUGUUAAAUUGGGUGGGCUCACGGCGUAAAUAGGGAUGUUACAUUAGGUUGUAUGAUUUUUAGUCCUGAAUUUUAAUGAUUGUAAGAAGAUGGAUUAAAUUCCCCAAGCACCAUUAGAGCAUGAACUAUUUUGCCAUGGUAGAUAGUUGAUGAUAAAAGCAUUGCUGUUUAGACAAUUAAUUGAGGGUAGAUUAUAGAAACAAGGAAACAUUUAGUUCAUUGUUGAUCUAACUUAAUUCAUCCACUUUACUCUAAAUCCUUGAAUAGACAUCAAACAAAAUGGUAUCAAUCCCGUAUUCCAGAUUAUUCAUAAAUGUAGGAGCAGAAUUAUGCCAUUUGACCCAUCAAGUCUACCUGCCCUUCCACCUAUCUCCGUAUAAUCUGUAAAUUUGGCCACAAAGCUGCCAAUUCCCUCAUCCUAAUCAUUGAUAUACAACGUGAAGAGUAGCGGUCCCAGCACCAACCUCUGUGGAACUCCGCUAGUUACUGGCAGCCAACCAGAAAAAGCCCCCUUUGCUACCUCUUUGCCUUCUGCCAUCCUGCUAACUUGCUAUCCAUGCUAGUAUCUACCCUCUGAUAUCAUGGGCUCUUGUUUUCUUUUGUAGCCUCACAUGCUUAUUAAUUGACAUGGUGCUACAGAAUUUUUUGGUAAGAAAUAGUGAUUAUUAUAAAUUUAUAGUUUUUAUAAAUGUACAUUGAUGUAUGAUAUGAGCAACUCCUUGUGAUAUACAAAUAAUAAAUCAAAGGUUAUUUUGAAGA